Messenger RNA from Glycine soja, 3483 nucleotides. RefSeq names its product cation-chloride cotransporter 1-like. Gene Ontology annotation, molecular function: chloride:monoatomic cation symporter activity. Gene Ontology annotation, cellular component: membrane. The record is from RefSeq and is a predicted model, not a curated record. The coding region runs from base 239 to 3223 and encodes 994 amino acids. Gene Ontology annotation, biological process: transmembrane transport; monoatomic ion transport. The transcript has 13 exons. NCBI's taxonomy places the organism in Eukaryota, Viridiplantae, Streptophyta, Magnoliopsida, Fabales, Fabaceae.
UCCCUCCAAACAUUCAUAAACUUCUUCUUCCUUAUAUUCCCACAAUUCUUCUACUCCCAUUUCCCAUUGACCAUCUCUCUUAGGGUCUUUACUCUUUUACCAUUCUCAUUUUAGUUAUCGACUACGUAAUCAAAUCAAACACACAGUAAUAUAAACCGCUGGAUCUGAGUUUUCCGUUGCAUAUUCGCCGUUUCUCCCUAUCCUGGAUACAGAUUUGCGAUUUGGAUCUGAGAAGAGAAUGGAUCGAGAAAAUGGCGACGGCGACAUUGAAGGCGGUGGUGGCGCCGACGACGGUGGUUUUCGCUCUCCGAUUGGUCGCAAGUACCACCCUGUCUUGGCCAACGAUCGCGCGGUGCUCGAAAUGUCCUCCAUGGAUCAGGGACCUUCUUCUUCCUCUUCCGCAUUUCCAGAUCAGCAUCCUAAUAUCAGAAAAGUAAAUACAAGUGUGAAUGGUAGUUCGGAUGCUAAAGAAGAGAACCCUUCUCAUGAAAACCAACCUAAUGGAUCCCUGCAGCAGGAAUCUAAACUGGAAUUGUUUGGUUUUGAUUCUCUUGUCAACAUUCUUGGUCUCAAAAGUAUGACUGGUGAGCAUGUUGCACAACCAUCUAGUCCUAGAGAUGGUGAGGAUAUUUCCAUCACAGCUGGCUUGCCAAAGCCUGCUGCUCCUAAACUGGGUACGCUGAUGGGUGUGUUUAUUCCAUGUUUACAAAGCAUUUUGGGCAUCAUCUACUACAUUCGUUUCUCUUGGAUUGUUGGUAUGGCUGGCAUAGGAGAGACAUUGCUGCUUGUUUCUUUAUGUGGCACUUGUACAUUCCUUACUUCAAUAUCAUUGAGUGCUAUUGCAACCAAUGGAGCCAUGAAGGGUGGGGGACCUUACUAUCUCAUAGGCCGUGCCCUUGGUCCUGAAGUUGGAGUUAGCAUUGGUCUAUGCUUUUUCCUGGGAAAUGCUGUUGCCGGAGCACUUUAUAUAUUGGGAGCUGUAGAAACAUUUUUGAAAGCAGUUCCUUCUGCUGGGAUUUUUAGAGAGACUAUCACUCAAGUUAAUGGUACUGCAAUUGCACGACCAAUACAGAGUCCAAGUUCACAUGACCUGCAGAUAUAUGGGAUUGUUUUGACUAUUCUGUUAUGCUUUAUUGUAUUUGGAGGAGUGAAGAUGAUAAAUCGGGUUGCACCUGCUUUUCUCAUACCUGUUUUAUUCUCAGUCGUCUGCAUAUUUUUGGGAAUAUUUUUGGCAGGGAAGGAUCAUCCUUCAGAGGGAAUUACUGGGUUGAGUUCGGAUACAUUUAAAGAAAAUUGGAGUUCAGAUUAUCAAAGGACUAACAAUGCUGGAAUUCCAGAAACUGAUGGCUCGGUAACCUGGAAUUUCAAUUCAUUGGUAGGCCUCUUUUUCCCUGCUGUAACGGGAAUAAUGGCAGGCUCUAAUCGAUCAUCCUCUCUGAGAGAUACUCAGCGAUCAAUUCCUGUUGGAACUUUAGCUGCAACUCUUACAACUACUUUUCUGUAUCUUGUUUCUUUGAUGUUAUUUGGCGCUGUUGCCACCAGAGAGAAGCUUUUAACUGACAGGCUACUUACAGCUACAAUUGCCUGGCCUUUUCCUUCAUUAAUUAAAAUUGGAAUUAUUCUUUCAACUAUGGGUGCUGCUCUUCAGAGCCUGACUGGUGCCCCACGUCUGCUUGCAGCAAUAGCCAAUGAUGAUAUUUUACCUAUUUUGAACUACUUUAAAGUUGGAGAUGCCAGUGAACCACAUGUUGCUACCUUUUUUACUGCUUUCUUAUGCAUUGGGUGUGUCGUUAUUGGGAAUCUGGAUCUUAUCACUCCAACUGUAACUAUGUUUUUCCUUCUAUGUUACACUGGUGUCAACUUAUCCUGCUUCCUUCUCGAUCUUCUAGAUGCCCCUAGUUGGCGUCCUCGGUGGAAAUUUCACCAUUGGAGUCUGUCCCUUGUGGGAGCAUUACUUUGCAUAGUGAUCAUGUUCCUAAUCUCUUGGUCAUUCACUGUGGUGUCUUUGCUCCUUGCAAGCCUCAUAUAUAAGUACGUGAGCAUUCAAGGAAAGGCUGGGGACUGGGGAGAUGGUUUCAAAAGUGCUUAUUUCCAACUAGCACUUCGUAGCCUUCGGUCCCUAGGAGCAAGCCAAGUGCACCCGAAGAAUUGGUAUCCAAUUCCACUUGUAUUUUGCCGACCCUGGGGCAAACUGCCAGAAAAUGUUCCCUGUCAUCCCAAACUUGCAGAUUUUGCUAACUGUAUGAAGAAGAAAGGUCGAGGAAUGUCCAUAUUUGUCUCUAUACUAGAUGGGGAUUACCAUGAAUGUGCUGAAGAUGCCAAGACUGCUUGCAAACAACUUAGCACCUACAUAGAUUACAAAAAUUGUGAAGGUGUGGCUGAGAUAGUUGUUGCCCCUAACAUGUCUGAAGGCUUCCGUGGCAUAAUUCAGACAAUGGGCCUUGGCAAUCUCAAGCCGAACAUUGUGGUGAUGCGUUACCCAGAAAUUUGGCGGAGGGAAAACUUGAUAGAAAUCCCUGCUACCUUUGUUGGGAUAAUUAAUGAUUGCAUUGUUGCAAACAAGGCUGUGGUUAUAGUUAAGGGUCUUGAUGAGUGGCCAAAUGAGUACCAGAGGCAGUAUGGCACAAUUGAUUUGUAUUGGAUUGUAAGAGAUGGUGGUCUCAUGCUGCUUCUUUCUCAGCUCCUUCUUACCAAGGAGAGCUUUGAGAAUUGCAAGAUUCAGGUCUUUUGUAUCGCAGAAGACGAUGCAGAUGCUGAGGGGCUGAAAGCUGAUGUGAAAAAAUUCCUUUACGAUCUUCGGAUGCAAGCGGAAGUCUUUGUCAUAACAAUGAAAUGGGAUGCACAGAUGGAUGGUGGUAGCGGGUCCCCGGCACAAGAUGAGUCAAUGGAUGCAUUUACUAGUGCUCAACAAAGAAUUGAUAAUUACUUAACCCAAAUGAAGGCGACAGCAGAGAGAGAAGGUACUCCUCUAAUGGCAGAUGGCAAGCCCGUGGUUGUGAAUGAGAAGCAGGUUGAGAAGUUUCUUUACACGACGCUUAAGCUCAAUUCGACAAUUUUGAGAUACUCGAGAAUGGCUGCUGUUGUGUUGGUGAGUCUUCCUCCACCUCCAGUGAGCCACCCAGCAUAUUUCUAUAUGGAGUACAUGGAUCUGUUGCUGGAGAAAAUACCAAGGAUUUUGAUUGUAAGAGGAUAUCGUAAAGACGUUGUAACUCUAUUUACAUAGUUUUUAAGUGGAUUCUAGGACACUAAUCACAUUUCUCCCUCACUGUUUAUAUUUUUGUAGCUUAAGUGCUAGUGGUUCAUUCUUUGUACCAAUUUUCAUGCGCAAGAGGGUCUUUUGUAUCCACCAGAUUUUAUAGGAAAAUAUGAAAUUAUUUUCAAUUUAUAAUUUCGUUGUAAUUAAUUUCGUAUCAGAUGACAAAUAAUGCCUAUUUAACAUUUGGAACGGCUUGAAAAUAAUUCCACACUUGGCAUCUCAAUUUA